AUGUCCGUCGAAGAAAUCCCACAAGGUGCCGAAAUCAACAUCAUCUCUAAGAACGAGAAGAAGGCCAGAGAAUUGAUCAAGAAAUUGAACUUGAAGCAGAUCAAGGGCGUUUCUAGAGUCACCUUCAAGCAGAGAGGUAACUUGAUCUAUGCCAUUGACCAACCAGAUGUCUACAAGUCCGCUGCCGGUACCUACGUUGUAUUCGGUGAGGCCAAGGUCGAUGACAUGAACCAGAGAUUGGCUGAGGCUCAGGCUGCUCAGGCUCAGGCUCAGGGCCAGGCCCAGGCUGAGGAGGAAGAGGUUGCUGACAAGUCUCCAGAGUCCAUUACUGCUGACUUGGAGAAGGCUUCUUUGAACCAGAACAAGGUCGAGGAAGUUGUUGACGAAGAGGGUGAGGUCGAUGAGUCUGGAUUGGAUGCCAGUGACAUUGCCAUCAUCGUUGAGCAGACCCAAGUUUCCAGAGCCAAGGCUGUUGCUGCUUUGAGAAAGCACAAGGGUGACAUGGUCAAUGCCAUCAUGGACUUGUCUUAA
Messenger RNA from Sungouiella intermedia, 531 nucleotides. NCBI's taxonomy places the organism in Eukaryota, Fungi, Ascomycota, Pichiomycetes, Serinales, Metschnikowiaceae. The record is from the annotation of a GenBank genome assembly.